This is a messenger RNA of Phytophthora nicotianae INRA-310, 1032 nucleotides long. RefSeq lists its product as hypothetical. The coding region runs from base 1 to 1032 and encodes 343 amino acids. Lineage: Eukaryota; Oomycota; Peronosporomycetes; Peronosporales; Peronosporaceae. The transcript has a single exon. The record is from RefSeq and is a predicted model, not a curated record.
AUGACGAGCAGCGAAGUAGUGACGAUGCGGAGGCUGCGCUUGGAGCAGCUCCAGCGACUGUGUGACGACGGCAAGCGCGCAGAGCUGCAGUCCACUAUCGCGACGUACUCGACGAAAGAAUUGCGGACAUUAUGUGGCGGAUUUGGAGUCCCAGCGCAGAGUAAAGAGUACGCAGCGUACCAGUCCAAAGCAGGAUACUCGGAGUUGCUUAUCAAAUUACUGGAGGCCAAGACAGCGAACAGUACGGGGCUCACUGAAUUUGCAAUCCAUGCAACGCCAUCAGGACGCACGCGGAAGACCAAAAAUUGUACUCUUAGACUAAUUAACGUGAUCUUCUCUACGGCUAUGGGGCCUUUUCUGGCGGAUCUAAUGGACGACGUAUCGAGACGAAAGAGGACAGUGGACGGUGCCAGUCCGUUAUGGGAGAAAGUGAGGAUGGAGUUCAUUAGCGUUAAAGCUGAAUAUGCCAGGAUACGCUAUCCUGAUGAUCACGUAUUCGCAGAUUUUAACCUGGCGUCACCAGUUCCUCACUCGAGCGAGAAGCUGCAGAAGAUGUGGGAGAAAUUGGUGCUUGCGUAUGCCAGUGUGUGCUCACAAUUUAGUGUGGAGGGCAAUAUUGCGGCCGAUUUGUCUGUUUGUGCGGGGCGAAUCGAUGUGUAUUAUUUGAGACGCGUGCUGAAUGACAAGCCUGAGCUGCUCUCGAUUGUGUAUAAACCACCCAAAGAAUCGGACGUCGUCAUGACCCCGCAGAGCAAUAGCCACCAGAAUGUGCAAAACCUUUUGCAAAUUGUGCAACAGAAUGCACAGCACAGUCUUCAGUCGAGUCUAGAGCCCGUGGAGCUAAGUACACAAAUAUCGAGCAAGGAUGAUGAGGGUGAAUGCUUAAUGAAGUCUAUCAAGUUGGCGUAUGAUGUGCUGGCGGUGAUGCCUGCAGCUGACCGUGGCUCAGAGAUCGAACACACUGUUCGACGCAGACUAAACCGGUGUGCCAAGCGGCUGAAAACGCUAGAAGACGAACUGGAUAAACGCUGA